AAGCACCGCACUAGUCAAUAAUUAAGUCAUUUUCCUACGAGCAACAAGCAAUAAAUCCUCAUUUUCCUCUUCGACACAGCUUGAAAUUAAAGAUCACUUGAGCCGCGCGCAGCAUCGAAUUAAAUCAACCGGAAAACCAAUUGAUAAUUGUCGGCAGAGGAAUGGGAGAAAUGCAAUUGUAUGGUGUCGCUCUCUUCCUCUGCUUCUCUGUUUUCCUUCUCAAGUUCUUUAUUCUGCCCAAACAAGGAAAUUCCAAAAAUCUACCGCCAAGCCCCCCUGCGUUUCCGAUCAUCGGCCAUCUCCAUCUCCUCAAGGACCCAAUUUUCCUCACGCUCCACUCUCUCUCUCAGAAAUACGGAUCCAUUUUUCAUCUCCAGUUCGGGACUCGCCCGGUCCUCGUAGUCGCCUCGCUCUCGGCCGCCGAUGAGUGCUUCUCCAAAAAUGACAUUGUUUUCGCGAACCGCCCCCGCCUGCUAGUCGGAGAACACCUCCACUACAACUACACGACCAUGUCGUUGGCCUCCUACGGCGACCACUGGCGCAGCCUCCGCCGUCUCACCACUCUCGAGAUCUUAUCGACAAGUCGAGUCGGCAUGUUCGCCGGCGUCCGGCGAAAAGAGGUCCAUCUGCUGCUGAAGCAGCUGUGGGAGAUGAGCCACGGCGGGAACAAGUGGGCGAAGGUAGACGCGAGGUCAACAUUUACGGAUCUGUCACUGAAUGGCAUCCUGGGGAUGAUCAGCGGAAAGCGUUACUACGGGAGUGAUGUGACGGAGUUGGAAGAGGCUAGGGAGUUCCGGGAAAUUUUCAAGGAGUAUGUGGAUCUUCACGGGAGCUCGAACGUGGCGGACGCCUUCCCAGCGGUGCGGCGGGUGAGUUUUGUGGGAGGAGUGGCGAAGAGGAUGAAGAAGGUGAUGGAGAAGGUGGAUGGGUUCUUGGAGUACCUAAUUGAUCAGCAAAGAGAAGCAAGGGGCAGAAGCGAGUCAAAGCAAAAGAGGACUUUGAUCGGUGAGAUGCUGUCACUGCAAGAGUCUGAGCCGGAAAUGUACAGUUCCCGGAUCAUCAAAGGCGUUAUCCUGACAAUGAUGGUUGCUGGAACUGAAACAUCAUCAACCACCUUGGAAUGGGCAAUGUCUCUACUAUUAAACCAUCCAAAUGCCAUGGAGAAAGCAAGAUUGGAGAUGGAUGCCACUGUUGGCCUAGAACGCUUGGUAGAUGAGCAAGACCUACCCAAGUUGAACUACCUUGAGAACAUAAUCAAUGAAACCCUGCGGUUGUUUCCCCCCGUCCCGCUUCUAAUACCACACGAAGCAUCCACAGAUUGCACCGUGGGGGGCUUCCAUGUUGCGCAGGGCACCAUGCUAAUGGUUAACUUGUGGACCAUUCACAGGGACCCUGAGCAGUGGGAGGAGCCGAACAGUUUCAUGCCGGAGCGGUUUGAAGCGUGGGGAGGUGAAGGGUGCAAGACAAUGUUGCAUUUCUAG
Molecule: messenger RNA, 1481 nt
Organism: Malania oleifera
Lineage: Eukaryota; Viridiplantae; Streptophyta; Magnoliopsida; Santalales; Ximeniaceae
Product: isoflavone 3'-hydroxylase-like
Exons: 2
Coding region: 162-1481 (439 amino acids)
Molecular function (GO): heme binding; monooxygenase activity; iron ion binding
Source: RefSeq, a predicted model, not a curated record